Molecule: messenger RNA, 1618 nt
Organism: Exophiala viscosa
Lineage: Eukaryota; Fungi; Ascomycota; Eurotiomycetes; Chaetothyriales; Herpotrichiellaceae
Exons: 2
Coding region: 299-1453 (384 amino acids)
Source: RefSeq, a predicted model, not a curated record
GUUGAAGCUUGAUUCGACAUAAGAGGUAAUGUCACAAAUAAUGAUGGUGCUUACAAGUGAUCAACAUCUUUAAAAGGCACCAAAAACGUGGUUGCCGCGAGAUCCCCAGAUGUAGGAUUUUUAUGCCCCCAGAUUGCCGAGUCAUUGACCAAUCUUCUUCUCCAACAGCCCUUUUCUCUAUCAAACUACUGCACAGUAAAAUUCCUUUUGCCUCCAGCGUACCUGGUAGGGCUGACACUCUCAUUGCUAAAAGAGACCUCAUCAGACUUGGCCCCUUCAGUAACGUCCAGCCAUCAUCAUGUUCGAGGUCCCUGACGCAAAAAGAGUCAAGAGAUCAGAACUCUUCCAUGGCGCCAUCACUUCUCAAACGUCAUCAAGGUCGGUCUCGCCUGCUGCAGCGAGCGAUCAAGAAGACGAGCCAAAUCCAAGCCAAAUCGAUUAUGGCUUCGAAUACGACUUCAUCUCGCCAGACCAGAAACCGGCACAACGAUCUCAAGCCGACACCACACAUGAACCAAGCAAUGAGGACAAAGCUGAAGAACAAGAGUUUGACUUCCGUCUCUUCACCAGUGCUUCCAAACAGCCCUCCCAAGCCAUAAGACUCUCAGCAACACCACCACCAGCAGACCCGACAGAGGUCCCAUCCCUCGACGAAGCCAACUUCCUCCGCCCCAACCGUCCAGACAAUUACUAUUUCACUUCAGCCCUCUCACCAGAUUCCACGGACGCGCUCAAAUCACAGUACGCAACCGUCGCACUUUCAACCACAGAUGUGCUCUCCCUCGCAACUUCGACGAAAUGGCCAGGCACAGCCCUUCCCUGGCGGUGUAUUCACGUACAACUUACUAAGCCGACAAAACUCAUUCAAGUCCAUGACCGCAAAUCAGUCACAAAACAACUCGACUCAGCCACUGAUGCAAGACGCACUCGUCCAUCGAAGAAUCGCCGCAUCUUGUUCCGCAAACGCCUAGCUCUGCGCGCCAACCUCGCCGCACAAGCUGAGCACGACGAGGAAGCGGAGCGGGAGAAACGCACACGGCGCAACCGCGAGAAGAAAGUCAAACGCAAGGAGAGGGAGAAGAGGAAGAAACUGGAGUCCGAAGAUCAGCCUGAAAGCAUCGGAACGGAAACGAGAGCCCAAGGACGAUUGGACGAGGAUGAGGAUCAUUCCAUGAUUGACAAGAAUGUGGAAUCUCAGGGCGCUGGGACUCCGUCUGCGGCAGCGACUAUAAAUGCGACUACGACUGCUGAGCAGUUACGACCUCCUUCAGCGAUGAAGGGAGCACAGCCCAACGAAGGUUCGCUAUUGAAGGCAUCAAUAGCAGACUCGGCGCCAGAAGCCGUCACCCACUCCACGCCGCCGACUGCUCGACGAGCGGCUCCAACCUCGAGGGCUCCGACAUCAAGAGCUCCCACGUCCAGAGCUCCAACUGCGAGGGCCACUGGAUCUUAGUUGCCCAAUAGUCAUGGAGUUUAGCAGCCUACAUUGCACUCACGAGGAACGAAAUGUCAUAAAAAGGAAAAGCACUUGGAAUGCCUUUCGGAUCUUGAUCUCAUCAAAUUCGUCUGCUCUGCUAUUUUGUCUUUCCUCACGCCGUUACCGUUACCACGACCAUCC